GUCGCGAGAAGUCAGUCGACUCGUUGCCUCGGUACGGGUAGCGUCGUUUCGUAGUUUCUUUCUUUUUAACGGGUCCGCGUCGCGCGUGUUGGCUCGCGCGCGCGCGCGCCACCAAUCGCCUGCCAUUCUCGUCCUUUAUUUCUUUUUCUUUCUUUUCUUUUUUUUCGUUUCUACGUGUAGUGCUUUUACCAGAUCUCGCGAGUGCGAAGAAACCUGAGAAAAGUGUGGACGUACGAGAGAAUGUAGCCGAGAAAGCGGAGAAGAGGGAGAAGGACACGAAGGAGGAAGGGCCACGACAUUUGGAAUAAGUGGGAAGGAAAGGGAUAGACGAGGGUGAAGAACAGAAGGGUGAUCUCGUUUUGCGAGAGAGAAGAGAAAUAAAUAAAGAAAGAAAGAAAGAAAGAAAGAGCGACGGCGGUGGUUGAUCGUGUCUGCUGGAAAAGGAGAGCGGAUGAAACGGUGGCGAAACGUGGCGAACGCGACGAAGAAAGGAUAAAGGGUUAUAAGAGAAAGAAGAGAUCCCCGAUGUGUGCUGCAGGACCGUACGAUGGCCGGGGCCCUGUCUGAGAAUGCCCCGAGGCCCGUGAGCGUCGUUGGCGUCGACGGUAGUACCGUGGUAAUUGUCAGGAGCAACGCGGACGAUCAGGAAUCGCGGGGAGACAACAACAAUAACAACAAUCGGCACAGCAACAACAACAGUAAUCCCAACGAUAAUCCCAACGAUAAUCCCAACAACGGGAGCGGCAACGGCAACGGCAGUGCCAACGGCAACAACGUUCGGUCGUUCACCUCGACGGAAGCACAAACGGAGGUGGCGCUUCAGAAUGGGCCCGAGGUCCUCGAGGAGCUGGCGAGCGAGUCACGUGGCGCGCGUCGCCGCGAGAGGCGAAUGCGGAGACAGCAUCGCCGGGCCCUGAGGAGUUGCUCGCUCCCACCGACUUAUCCGGGUGCCGCGAAUGCGGCCGUCGCGGUCGGUGCUUGCCCCGCGUCCGCGAACGCUCCCGGAGUGCCUUUGGUGCCACCUGCGAGGGGUUUUCUUCACCCGCCGCCACCUCAUCUCGGACUCAGGGGACUCAGUUUGGGCUUACCCUUUCCCGUACCUACCAGCGUUUCGGCAUUCGGCAGGGACGCAGUACCGAAGCAAUGUUGCGGCUUAGGUUCGCCACCGGUGCGUUGGUCCAUACUCGGCGUGGGAGUGGUGGGUCUGGUUUGUGCCGGUGCCGGUGCCCUUUUGGGCGCUCUCAGGGCCUCGGGACGCGAUCACAUCGCCGUGGCCCUACUCAUGAUCGGAAUAGGAGUGGUCCUGGUGAGCGUUAGCGCAGUGGCGUGGCGAGUGACCAGCCGAGAAAAUUGCGGCAGCUUCUUCGGUUUCACGGGGAUCACCGGUCGGAUUCCACCGGCGAGGCCGAUACACCCGUACGCUGCCAUGAUUUAUCCGGAAUUCCAAUUUAGAACGCCACCACCGAGUUACCAGGCGAGCAUGCAGGAGUACAGGUUACGGCUGCUGUUGCUAGACCGGCUACAGCCGACUUCGUCUCCGCCACCCACCUACAGGUCGAAUGCCAGUAGCAUCGUGGCGGCUGCUGGUGGUACUGUUCGAGAAAGUAGACCACCGAGUUAUUGCGCGCGAGGCAACGCUACGCCAAACGCGAAUCUGGUGCCCUCGAAGAAGGACGCGAAUCUCGUCAGGAUCGUUCAAACGGAGGCCGAUCCCGUAAUCCUUAGCGGCGAUCAAACGCCACCGAUAGCUGCGGUCGAGGUGCUCGCGCACCUCUAGCCCUUCGAGCUCCUUGAUCUAUCGUCUCUCUUUUCGAAGGACCCUGCUUCGCUACACUCCUCGAGGAUUCUCGAUUACUAUCGUUGGUCGUCGGAGCGUUCCGAGCGUCGCUUCGAUUCGUCACUUGAUGGAGAAUAAUUGGCGAACUUGACCUUCGAUUAAUUUUCGCCUAUCAAGGUUCACCCCGUUCCGAUAGAAAAGUAUAGAAAUAACGACGCUCCGAUGCCAAACGAUAUAAUCAUGGCCUAAUGUAGUCGGCGAUUCGUCGCGCGAAGGGAAUCGAUUCUAAGCCAUAAUACUGUCGUUCGAUGUUAGACGUUUGUAUCGUUAGUUUUAUAAGUUGUCCCUUUUUUUCCACGCGCGUCAGGAGUUUCUUUUCCCCGACAGUAUUUGCCGCCGGUACGAAGGCGGAUGCGUCUUCUUCUGAAAAUCAAUCUUUUUCCGAAAAAUUCUUUGCGAAAAAGGAUAUACGCGUGUGUAUAUUUUAAUCGUCUUGCGUUGUUCCACAAUGCCGAAAUUGCGUCGUAUCGAACGUAUCGGAGACGACAAGAGCCCCUAAGCUCUUGACGUCAACGAACGAUCUCGAUUUUUCAUAGAUGUAGUUAUACUGCGCCAUGACGGUCGUCGCUGACCCGACAAGAUAGAGAAUUGUAUAUUUUGAAUAUAUGUGUAAUCACGUA
Vespula pensylvanica (western yellowjacket) is the source of this 2457-nucleotide messenger RNA. RefSeq lists its product as uncharacterized. The transcript has 6 exons. Lineage: Eukaryota; Metazoa; Arthropoda; Insecta; Hymenoptera; Vespidae. The record is from RefSeq and is a predicted model, not a curated record. The coding region runs from base 548 to 1777 and encodes 409 amino acids.